Molecule: messenger RNA, 1203 nt
Organism: Dictyostelium discoideum AX4
Lineage: Eukaryota; Evosea; Eumycetozoa; Dictyosteliales; Dictyosteliaceae
Product: metallophosphoesterase domain-containing protein
Exons: 1
Coding region: 1-1203 (400 amino acids)
Molecular function (GO): hydrolase activity
Source: RefSeq, a predicted model, not a curated record
AUGAAAUAUUCCCAAAAUGUCAAAAUAAUUAAAAUAAUUUCUCUAAUAACAGUAAUGAUUUUUUUAAAUUUAUUUGUUCAAAUUACCGAUAGUUUAUCAAUAAUAAAAAAUAAUAAUAAUAAUAAUAAUAAUAAUAAUCAUAUAACAAUCAAAAUUAAUAUUGAUAAAGAUAAUAAUGAAAAUAAAAAUAAAUUAAGAUUUAAUAAAAAUAAUAAAUUUAAAAUUAUUCAAUUUACAGAUUUACAUUUUGGAGAAGGUGAAAAUGAGGCAUGGGGUAAAGAACAAGAUAUAAAUAGUACUGCUGUGAUGAAUAAAAUAAUUGAUAAAGAAGGAAAUGUUGAUUUAAUAUUAUUUACAGGUGAUUUAAUUACUGGUAAUAAUAUUAAUGGCAAUGUGUCAAAAUAUUGGGAGAAUGCAAUCAAUGUGGCAAAAACUAGAAAUAUACCAUGGGCAAUCACAUUUGGAAAUCAUGAUGACCUAUCUUCAAAUGAUAAUGGUACAAGAUAUGACUUAAUCUCAUUAGACAUUAAACUAGGCUCUCUUUCUAAACUUGGUCCAAUCUCAAUACCUGGUGUAUCAAAUUACAAUUUAAAUAUCUAUGGAAAUGAAAAUGACAGAAUAUUAUCGACAUUAUGGCUAUUUGACUCUGGCGAUGGUGAAAAUGAUUGUAAAAACCAAAGAAACAGAGAAUUUGGAAAUGGCUAUCAAUGCAAUACAUUCAUUACAAAGGAGCAAAUUCAAUGGUACGAAAAUGAAACAUUAAAAUAUGAAAAUGAUAAACUACCAUUAUGGGAAGGUGCCUUCUUUCAUAUACCAUUACAAGAAUAUAUGCUAGUAUGGAAUUACGGAGUUUGCUUUGGAUUUAAUAAUGACUCAAUCGCAUGUCAAAAAACUAAUGAGGGACUUUUUAAAAAGUUUGUUGAAAUUGGUAGAAUUAGAAUGAUAUCGGUGGGUCAUAAUCAUGGAAACGAUUUCUGUUCAAUAUUUGAUAAUAUUAAAAUGUGUUAUGGUAGACAUAGUGGUUAUGGUGGUUAUGGAACUUGGGAAAGAGGUGCAAGAGUAAUCGAGUUAACUCAUAAUCCAAUUAAGAAUAAAGUCACCUCAAUUACAUAUAUUACAUUUGAAACUGGUCAACAACUAUUCAAUCAACCACGUCAUUUCCCAAAUUCAACCCAAAUACCACAAACUAAAUGUACUGAUUAA